GAUUUCAACCUCCCGGAAGUCUGUUGGGCCGAUCUUUCUUGCAAUUCGGCAUUAGGAACAUUCGGUGCAGACUUCCUUGAACUGACUCUCCAAGUGCCUUUGCACCAGUUCGUUGACUUUCCCACUAGGUAUAUGGACAACCAAAUACCAUCUACUUUGGAUUUGGUUUUCGCUAAGUCCCUGGACUUCGUGACUGACGUUUCAUGCGGUGCACCUCUAGGGUCUAGCGAUCACGCAUGCAUAUCCUUUCGAUGUGCUCUUUCAAGGCACCAAGAGACCGCUGUUGAAUUACUUCCGAAUAUUUGGCGGGCGGACUUUAGUGCAAUGCGAACUAAGGCUUCAGUUCUGAACUGUGAGAUCUCGAUGGCUGACUCUGUCCAGUUAGCCUGGGAUAAAUUUAAGGCAUACCUUACGGAGGUUUCCACUCCCUAUAUUCCACUCAUGAGGAAAAGAGGGUUAAGGGCACAGCCUCCAUGGAUAGAUACCACAGGCAAGUUCCUACUCAAGAAACGGUCUAGAUGCUGGCGAACCUACCAAGCAGCUCCAUCAGCCAGUACCUAUGAUAGUUAUCGAGAGAAUAGAAAUAAAUGUAAGCAACAUCUCAGAACUGCUCGUCUCCAAUACGAGCAGGGUUUAGCGGACUCGGCCGCAGCUAAUCCCAAGAAGUUUUUUGCUUACGUUAAAAGACGCAGCGGGGCAAAACUGUCUAUACCAGCUUUAUUGCGAGCAGACGGGACCCGUGCGCAAACUGACUAUGACAAGGCUUUAAUACUGAGUGAUCAGUAUACUGGGGUCUUUGCUCGGGAGACCUCUUUACCACAGGUUGAAUUGGUUUCAAGAGUUCCAGAGGAUUCUUGCUUAGCUGAAUUUAGCAUAACGGAGACUCAGGUCUUCGAGCUACUGCAAGGCAUUAAUCCCUCUAAAGCUUCCGGUCCUGAUUCAAUUCAUCCGAAGCUGUUGCAUGAACUGGCCACUGAGCUGAGUGGUCCGCUCACGUGCGUAUUUUUAAUAUCGCUGUACAGCUGCAGCCUACCUUCGGAAUGGAAGGAGGCGAUCAUCUGUCCGAUUUUUAAGGGCGGUGACAGCGCUCUACCCGCGAACUACCGGCCUGUCAGUUUGACAAGCGUAGUAGUCAAGUUGUUCGAGAAGCUGAUAAGGGAUUCAGUGGAGAACCACCUGAAUCGAUUCAACCUUCUCAGUGUUGCACAACAUGGAUUCCGCAAAGGAUUUUCAUGUCAGACUAAUUUACUUGUAGCUCGUGAAAGCUGGGCCGAAGCGGUAGACAGUGGCCACGCUGUAGACGUGCUAUUCGUAGAUUUUUCGAAAGCUUUUGACACUGUUCCACAUCUUCGGCUCUCACUAAAGUUGAGAUCUUACGGGAUAUCUGGUCGCGCCCUUCAAUGGGUGUCUGCCUUCCUUGAGGGGAGGGAACAGUGCGUACGGGUGGGGCGUAGCCUUUCGCUCAGGCAAGCUGUCCUUAGUGGCGUUCCGCAGGGCUCGGUAUUGGGGCCAUUGUUGUUCGCGAUCUAUGUAAAUGACUUGCCGGGAGAGCUAGGGGUGUCAUCAUUAAUGUUUGCUGACGACCUUAAGCUCUGGAAUAUUGUGGAUAUCCCGGGGGGUCCUGAGGCAAUUCAGCGUGCCUUGGAUAGGCUCUGGGAAUGGUCUAUCUUAUGGUUGAUGCCCAUAAAUAGGGCGAAGUGCUCUGUUCUCCGAAUCGGAGCUGCAAAUCCUGCCACCCGAUAUGUUGUCGGCGGUGGUGAACUCCCUGUUGUCACUCAGCAGGUUGAUUUAGGAGUCGUACAUGCAUCAGCACUUCAUUCUGGAGACAACUGGAAGAAGGCUGCUUGUCGAGGGUUUCGUAUGAUGUGGUUUAUCCGCCGCUCUUUCGGAAUCUUAACGGCCAAGUUGUUUGUGAAGCUAUUUUCGGCAUUCGUCCGACCCCACCUGGAAUAUUGUAUUCAGGCUUGUCCACCAUGUCUUAACCGAGACAAAAUGGACUUGGAGAGGGUGUUACGAGUGGGCACUCGGUUAGUGCAGGGUCUACGGGGACAGACGUAUCCUGAACGCUUGCUCAGUUUGGGUAUGUACUCCAUGCACUACCGAAGGAUAAGGGGGGACCUGAUUCUCACUUAUCGUAUUUUGACGGGUAAGAUUGGCCCGGACUUGUCAGGGCUUUUUAGUCCCGCUACGUUACCUAGUCUCCGCGGUCACCCACUGAAAUUGCAUAAACCACGGUCUGAUAGGAUUAGGACGGAAACUCGUCUAUCGCGCCGAGUUAUAGAUCGCUGGAAUUCUCUUCCAGAUCAUGUGGUUAGGGAACCUACAGUUAAGGGUUUUGCGCGCCAGCUCGAUGCUCUUGGGUGGC
Messenger RNA from Dicrocoelium dendriticum, 2365 nucleotides. Lineage: Eukaryota; Metazoa; Platyhelminthes; Trematoda; Plagiorchiida; Dicrocoeliidae. The record is from the annotation of a GenBank genome assembly.